GGCCGGGGUGGCAAAGGAAGCAUCUAUGUCUGGGCCUCUGGAGAUGGGGGCAGCUAUGAUGACUGUAACUGUGAUGGUUAUGCAUCCAGCAUGUGGACAAUCUCCAUCAAUUCUGCUAUAAAUGAUGGACGGACAGCUCUGUAUGAUGAAAGCUGCUCUUCAACAUUAGCCUCCACCUUCAGUAAUGGGAGGAAGAGAAAUCCAGAGGCUGGCGUGGCUACAACGGAUUUGUAUGGCAACUGCACCCUGCGUCACUCAGGAACGUCUGCAGCUGCCCCUGAAGCGGCCGGAGUGUUUGCCUUGGCCCUGGAGGCUAACUUGGAUCUGACAUGGAGAGACAUGCAGCAUCUGACAGUGCUCACCUCCAAGAGGAACCAGCUUCAUGAUGAAGUUCAUCAGUGGCGUAGAAAUGGCGUUGGGCUGGAAUUCAACCAUUUGUUUGGCUAUGGUGUCCUAGAUGCAGGAGCAAUGGUUAAGAUGGCAAAAGACUGGAAGACCGUUCCUGAGAGAUUCCAUUGUGUCGGAGGAUCAAUACAGGAACCUGAAAAGAUACCACCAAGUGGCAAGCUGGUCCUCACACUUACAACUGAUGCUUGUGAGGGGAAGGAAAACUUCGUCCGAUACCUUGAACACGUCCAAGCAGUUAUAACUGUGAAUUCCACCAGGCGAGGAGACCUCAACAUCAACAUGACCUCGCCAAUGGGAACAAAGUCCAUUUUACUGAGUCGGCGUCCCAGGGACGACGACUCCAAGGUGGGGUUUGACAAGUGGCCUUUCAUGACCACACACACUUGGGGAGAAGACCCCCGAGGCACCUGGGCUCUAGAGAUUGGGUUUGUGGGCAGUCUGCCGCAGCGGGGCGUGCUGAAGGAGUGGACACUGAUGCUGCAUGGGACUCAGAGCGCACCAUAUAUAGACCAAAUAGUAAAAGAUUAUCAGUCCAAACUGGCCAUGUCCAAGAAGGAAGAGCUGGAAGAGGAAUUAGAUGAAGCAGUGGAGAGAAGCCUGAAGAGUAUACUGAGCAAGAACUAACGCUGUUCUGCAUGACAGUGUCUUUCCUUCCCCAGAUCCCUCUACUCACCUUUCUACUAUCCAAAUCUGUUAGACAUACAAUGAUCAUCUCUGUAGCCAAAUUAUCACACUUUCUUGAUUUUAAAGUCUGUAUCUUGUCAAUAGUUAUUUUAAUUACCACUGAAGCAAUCCUUUUUUUACUCUAAACUACAAAUACACUGUCCCUCACCAAAUACUAUGUACAGUUUGUGCCUGUAAAUGAUUUUUCUUUUGUGUCAUAAGAAUA
Eurypyga helias (sunbittern) is the source of this 1297-nucleotide messenger RNA. It is a transcript of the gene PCSK2, whose product is annotated as proprotein convertase subtilisin/kexin type 2. Gene Ontology annotation, biological process: protein processing. The record is from RefSeq and is a predicted model, not a curated record. The annotation marks the transcript as partial. Lineage: Eukaryota; Metazoa; Chordata; Aves; Eurypygiformes; Eurypygidae. The transcript is spliced from 4 exons. Gene Ontology annotation, molecular function: serine-type endopeptidase activity. Gene Ontology annotation, cellular component: Golgi membrane; trans-Golgi network.